Manihot esculenta (cassava) is the source of this 1905-nucleotide messenger RNA. RefSeq names its product amino acid permease 3. The coding region runs from base 260 to 1714 and encodes 484 amino acids. Gene Ontology annotation, cellular component: plasma membrane. The record is from RefSeq and is a predicted model, not a curated record. NCBI's taxonomy places the organism in Eukaryota, Viridiplantae, Streptophyta, Magnoliopsida, Malpighiales, Euphorbiaceae. The transcript is spliced from 5 exons.
GGGGUCACAAAAUCUUGAAUACUGGUAUUGCUAGAGGACAGAUAUCACAUACAGAGAAUCCGAGUCGAGUCACGAGUCAAAAGGGUCUUUAGAGCAUGUGCAUGCCCUUCAAAUCUAUAAAUAGCUACUCUUCUUAGCUUCCAUUUGCUCAUCAUCCCUCAAAUCAAUCUCUACUUUUUCAUUAAUUAGCUUGCUUUGUUCAUCUUUAGUUCUUUAAAGCACAGAGAAGAACUCACUUCUGUUUCUUUUGUGAACAAAGAUGGUUGAAAAUACUGCAGCAAAGACCCAUUCCCACCAAGUUUUCGAUGUUUCCAUUGACAUCCAUGCACAAACUGGCUCCAUGUGUCUCGACGACGAUGGUCGUCUUAAGCGAACCGGGAAUAUGUGGACUGCAAGUGCCCACAUCAUAACGGCGGUGAUUGGGUCUGGGGUUCUGUCUCUGGCCUGGGCCAUAGCUCAGCUUGGAUGGGUUGCUGGUCCAGCGGUUAUGUUCUUGUUCUCUUUGGUUACUUACUAUACUUCGACUCUGCUCUCUGCCUGCUACCGUUCUGGUGAUCCUCUCACUGGCAAGAGAAAUUACACUUACAUGGACGCUGUUCGAUCCAAUCUUGGUGGGGCUAAGGUCAAGAUUUGUGGAUUUGUUCAGUAUCUUAAUCUCUUUGGAGUUGCCAUUGGUUACACAAUUGCAUCAUCCAUAAGCAUGAUGGCUGUUAAGAGGUCUAAUUGUUUCCACAAGAGUGGGGGCAAAAAUCCUUGCCGUAUGAAUGCUAAUCCUUACAUGAUUGCUUUUGGGAUCACAGAAAUUAUUUUCUCUCAAAUUCCUGAUUUUGAUCAACUAUGGUGGCUCUCCAUUGCUGCCGCUGUUAUGUCCUUCACUUACUCCACUAUUGGUCUCGGACUCGGCAUUGCUAAAGUUGUAGAGAAUGGGAAAUUCAUGGGAAGCUUAACAGGAAUCAGCAUCGACACUGUGAGCCAAACCCAGAAGAUAUGGAGAAGUUUUCAAGCACUUGGAGACAUAGCUUUUGCUUAUUCCUACUCCAUCAUCCUCAUUGAAAUUCAAGACACAGUCAAAUCUCCACCAUCAGAAUCCAAGACGAUGAAGAAAGCAACUCUAAUAAGCGUAGCAGUGACAACACUUUUCUACAUGCUCUGCGGUUGCUUUGGCUACGCAGCUUUUGGAGACAUGUCGCCUGGAAAUCUCCUCACAGGCUUCGGCUUUUAUAACCCAUAUUGGCUCCUAGACAUUGCCAAUAUCGCCAUAGUAAUCCACCUCAUCGGCGCAUAUCAAGUCUACUGCCAACCCCUCUUUGCUUUCAUUGAAAAAGCAGCAGCACGAAGAUUCCCAGACAGUGACUUCAUUACCAAAGAAAUCAAAAUCCCAAUUCCUGGCUCCAGUUCCUACAAGCUUAACCUCUUUAGAUUGGUCUGGAGGACAGCUUUUGUGAUUCUGACAACUCUGAUCUCCAUGCUCCUUCCUUUCUUCAAUGACAUAGUUGGUCUUCUCGGAGCUUUAGGAUUCUGGCCGUUAACUGUUUAUUUCCCAGUUGAGAUGUACAUAUCGCAAAAGAAGAUACCAAAGUGGAGUACGAGAUGGAUCUGCCUCCAAAUCCUGAGUGGUGCUUGCCUUAUAAUCACCAUAGCUGCAGCCGCUGGCUCCAUUGCUGGAGUUGUUGGUGAUCUUAAAUCUGUCAAGCCAUUUCAGACCUCUUACUGAAUCAGUAGAUUUGGGCUGUCAUGUCACUCAUCCAUAGGGCUUAAAGAUUAAGAAUUCGGAGCCUGUUUACGUGUCUUGAUCUAAUGCAAAUGUAUGAAAAUUUCAUUUUUUAUCUUUAAGAAUUUGCAAGUGUAACACGUGUGCAUAUUCACAUGCAAAUUAAUGUUGAAUGUUUCAUAUUUUCACCGUUA